UCGUCCCUGGAGCCGCGGUGCCCACCGGACCCUCUGUCCGGGCACCCAGCGACCUGCAAGGAACCAGAGCCACCUUCCCCCUGUGGUUGGGCACAACCGAGGCAUUGACCACCAAGGUCCCAGCAGCUGAGCGCUCAGGCCAGAGGGCAGGUGCACAGCCCCAGAGGGUGCCUGGGGACGCCCUUCCCGCUCCCUGAGCCAAGGGAGGAAGCGGCUGGAGGCAGGAAGCCGUCCCCCAGGCCCGGGGCCCCCGCUGUGAUUUUGCUGGAAGGUCAGCGGCGACACAACAGGAAAUCGCGCUGCCUCGGCUGGGCGGCCAGGCCGGAGCCACAGAGCUGCACUGUGCUGACCCGGGGGCCAUCCCGGCCCCUGGCCCUCCGUCCUGGCUGGGCGGCUCGCGGGGAGCCCGCACCACCGCUGUCCUCCAUGGAAGGGGGACGGGAGCCAGGGAGCAGCCGCUGGCCCCAGGGUGGAAGAUGCAGGGCCGAAGCCCCCAGCUGAGCAUGGAGCUGAACAGUCUGCUCCUCCUCACAUCCUUCCUCUUGCACCUGGAAGAGGGCCAUGCCAGUCCUACACGGCUGGUGUGUGACAACAGACUCAUCCAGAAGUACAUCGGGGAGGCCAAGGAGAUGGAGAAGAGAGCGGGCCAGUGCCAGGCACUGCCCACACUCAGCUGCCCUGUGGUGCUGCCCUUGGUGGACUUCAGCCUUCAGCAGUGGAAAUCCAAAUCGAAUGAGACCAAGAGGCGGGAGAUCCUCUGUGACCUGGCACUGCUGGUGGGAGCCGUGGCGGGAGCCCAGGGCCAGGUAACACAGGAGUGUGGGGCCAGGCAGCUGAGCCAGCUGUACCGACACGCCAACUCCUUCCUGCUGCUCCUGCAGACCUUCAGCUGGGAGGCAGGGCCCUGGGAGCCCGGCUGCUCCCCACGCUCCAUGGAGCGGACCCAGAUCACAGGCAUCUUCCUCACCUACCGGCUGCUGGUGCAGGGCAAACUGCGCUUCUUCUUCCAUGACCUGGCCAAGGACUUGUGCCAGCAAGGCCAGGGGGGUGUUAGAGACCACCUGUGCAGGGCCCGGUGAGGCUGCACACCGGGUUCAUCACCCCCCAUCCCAGGGCAGAGCAAUCCUACCAGGCACCAGGCUGGGCUCUGGGUGCCCAGGAAGGUGCCCGAGGGAAAGGGUUGGCUCUUGCUCCUCAAGCCUUCAGCGACCGAGCGGCCCAUGGAAGCAGGGAGCAGCAACACUCCUGUGCCAGCAGGC
Messenger RNA from Apus apus (common swift), 1259 nucleotides. It is a transcript of the gene THPO, whose product is annotated as thrombopoietin. Gene Ontology annotation, molecular function: cytokine activity; hormone activity. NCBI's taxonomy places the organism in Eukaryota, Metazoa, Chordata, Aves, Apodiformes, Apodidae. Bases 477 to 1079 code for a protein of 200 amino acids. Gene Ontology annotation, biological process: positive regulation of ERK1 and ERK2 cascade; positive regulation of hematopoietic stem cell proliferation; cell population proliferation. The record is from RefSeq and is a predicted model, not a curated record. Gene Ontology annotation, cellular component: extracellular region. The transcript has 6 exons.